GAGACACACACACACAAUACCGCUCCGAUCCGCGAGCUUCACCGCACUGACAGUCCACAUCUUACACUGCUGACUCUAACGGCGGAGCCCUUCAGAUAUGGCGGGGCUUCGUUGAGAGGGACAGCAAAUCUCCGAGCACUAUCGUUCACAGAACAGUUUGUUUUUGGACACGCGUCUCCCCCAGCCCUCCUUAUGCACCGCUGCGACGCGGAGAAACGCCAGCUGCGCUGAAAGAGUCGAAGAAAUAGGACGAGAGUGAUUUUUACCCCCUUAAACGGACAAUGGCGGACCGCGAUGCGCUGCCCCUUCCAUUGGAAGUGCGGGCCAGAUUGGCUGAGCUGGAGCUGGAGUUAUCCGAAGGUGACAUCACUCAGAAAGGAUAUGAGAAGAAGAGGUCAAAACUGCUCGGAGCGUAUCUGCCACAUCCUCCAGGGCUAGAGGCGUCCAUGGCACACGAGCGCCGGCCACCCAUGGCGCCCUCCUCCGCUUCACGAUACCACCGUAGACGCUCCUCUGGCACCCGUGAUGAACGUUACCGGUCAGAUGUCCACACAGAAGCAGUACAGGCAGCGCUAGCCAAACACAAGGAGAGGAAAAUGGCCGUUCCUAUGCCGUCCAAACGACGAUCUCUAGUGGUACAGACCUCUAUGGAUGCCUACACCCCCCCAGGCCUCUCCCCCCUCUCCUCUCUGCCCCCCCUGACAGACACCUCGUCCGGCUCGGAGGAGGAGGGCGGCCAGGGUGAGGGUACCCCCACCUCCAGCCAGGGCAGCGUCAGCAUGGAGCACUGGAUCAGUCGGGCCAUCCACCAGGGUUCCACCACCUCCUCCUCCUCAUCAUCAACGCAGAGUGGGGGCAGCGGAGCGGCCGGGCGGCUGGCUGACGUCCUGGCUCAAACACAUGUCGGCAAAUCAGGGCCGAUCGCUCACCUCUCGUUGAAAAGGAAAACUAUGCUUGGCGUAGCAGAGAACGGAAAUUUGCGGCGCUCCUGUGAGUUCGGAUCAGAUCUUCUCUGGCCGCCACCCUUGGAGUCGGAUGAGAAUCACUCAGCCCCUCCAGACGUCACCACCUACACCUCCGAACAUCCCGUUCAGGUUGAGAGGCCACAGGUGUCCACCGUACCCCGGACCACUCCCAAAUAUGGCAACGCCGAACUCAUGGAGACCGGAGAUGGAGUCCCUGUUAGCAGUCGUGUUUCAGCUAAAAUCCAGCAACUUGUGAACACACUAAAGCAGCCCAGACGGCCUCCGCUUCGAGAGUUUUUUGUUGAUGAUUUCGAAGAGCUCCUAGAAGUCCAGCAGCCUGACCCCAACCAGCCACGGCCGGAGGGCGCUCAGAUGAUUGCUAUUCGAGGGGAACCGCUGGGAGUGGUCACUAAUUGGCCACCAUCUUUGGAAGCUGCACUGCAGCGCUGGGGGACCAUCUCGCCUAAAGCGCCCUGCCUGACCACCAUGGACACCAACGGCAAACCCCUCUACGUCCUUACUUAUGGUAAACUUUGGUCUCGGAGCAUCAAAGUAGCGUACAACAUCCUCCACAAACUGGGCACAAAACAGGAACCAAUGGUCCGACCAGGAGACCGGGUGGCUCUUGUGUUCCCCAACAACGAUCCCGCUGCCUUUAUGGUCGCCUUUUACGGCUGCCUUCUGGCAGAGGUGGUGCCCGUACCUAUCGAAGUGCCACUUACCCGAAAGGAUGCAGGAAGUCAACAGAUCGGUUUUCUCCUGGGCAGUUGUGGGGUUACAGUGGCUCUGACCAGUGACGCUUGCCACAAAGGCCUUCCGAAAGGACCCACUGGGGAAAUACCACAGUUCAAAGGAUGGCCAAAGCUGCUAUGGUUCGUCACGGAAUCCAAACACCUGUCCAAGCCACCACGUGAUUGGUUCCCUCACAUCAAAGAUGCAAAUGACGACACCGCCUACAUAGAAUAUAAGACCUGUAAAGAUGGGAGUGUUUUGGGCGUGACAGUGACACGGAUUGCACUUCUUACACACUGCCAGGCCCUAACGCAGUCUUGUGGAUACACAGAGGCUGAAAUCAUAGUGAAUGUAUUGGAUUUUAAAAAGGAUGUGGGUUUGUGGCAUGGAAUCCUAACUAGUGUCAUGAACAUGAUGCAUGUAAUCAGCAUCCCAUACUCACUGAUGAAAGUCAACCCUCUGUCCUGGAUCCAGAAAGUGUGUCAAUAUAAAGGUAAAGUGGCUUGUGUCAAGUCCAGGGAUAUGCACUGGGCUCUAGUCGCUCACCGAGAUCAGAGAGACAUCAACCUGAGCUCCCUGCGCAUGCUGGUGGUGGCCGACGGAUCCAACCCAUGGUCCAUCUCAUCAUGUGACGCGUUCCUCAAUGUCUUCCAGAGUAAAGGUCUACGUCCAGAGGUCAUCUGUCCAUGUGCCAGCUCAGCUGAAGCCCUAACCGUGGCCAUCAGGAGGCCUACAGAUGACAGUAACCAGCCGCCGGGUCGAGGAGUUCUGUCUAUGCAGGGUCUGAGCUACGGUGUCAUCAGAGUGGACUCAGAGGAGCGCCUGUCCGUACUCACCGUACAGGACGUGGGCACUGUGAUGCCAGGAGCUCUGAUGUGUGUGGUCAAGCCAGAGGGAGUUCCUCAGCUGUGCCGAACAGAUGAGAUCGGAGAGCUGUGUGUGUGUUCCAUCGCCACGGGAAUGUCAUAUUAUGGGCUCUCGGGCAUGACAAAAAACACCUUUGAGGUUUUUCCCAUGAGCAGCUCUGGGGCUCCUAUCAGCGAGUACCCCUUCACUCGUACAGGGCUGCUGGGUUUCAUAGGCCCGGGUGGGCUGGUGUUCGUGUCUGGAAAGAUGGAUGGUCUGAUGGUGGUGAGUGGACGGAGACACAACGCUGACGAUAUUGUCGCCACAGCGCUAGCGGUGGAGCCCAUGAAGUUUGUGUACAGGGGCAGGAUAGCGGUGUUUUCUGUGACGGUCCUGCAUGACGAGAGAAUUGUGGUCGUAGCCGAGCAGCGGCCGGACUCAACAGAAGAGGACAGCUUCCAGUGGAUGAGCCGUGUACUGCAGGCGAUAGACAGCAUCCACAACGUGGGGGUGUUUUGUUUGGCUUUGGUGCCCGCUAACACCCUUCCCAAGACUCCGCUGGGAGGAAUCCACCUGUCGGAGACCAAGCAGCUGUUUUUGGAAGGCUCCCUGCAUCCCUGUAACGUCCUAAUGUGCCCUCACACCUGCGUCACUAACCUGCCAAAACCCAGACAGAAACAGCCAGAGAUUGGACCCGCCUCUGUGAUGGUGGGAAACCUGGUCUCAGGGAAGAGGAUCGCUCAGGCCAGUGGCAGAGAUCUGGGCCAGAUCGAAGACAAUGAUCAGGCAAGAAAGUUCCUCUUCCUGUCUGAGGUGUUGCAGUGGAGAGCCCAGACCACCCCGGAUCAUGUGCUCUUCACCCUCCUCAGCUCAAGGGGAACAGUCCUGAGCUCACUGACGUGUCUUCAGUUGCAUAAGCGGGCGGAGAAGAUAGCAACCAUGUUGAUGGAGCGAGGCCACCUGCAGGACGGUGAUCACGUUGCUCUGGUGUACCCACCUGGUAUAGAUCUGAUUGCUGCCUUUUACGGAUGCCUGUAUGCCGGCUGUGUACCAAUCACAGUGAGACCACCACACCCCCAGAACAUCGCCACCACCCUGCCCACUGUGAAAAUGAUUGUGGAGGUGAGCCGAUCAGCAUGUGUGAUGACCUCACAGAUCAUAUCCAAGCUCCUGAAGUCGAAGGAGGCGUCUGCCGCAGUGGACGUCAGGUCGUGGCCUCCUGUUCUGGACACAGAUGAUCUGCCAAAGAAGAAGCCCCCUCAGCUCUACAAACCCUCCAAUCCAGACACGCUGGCUUACUUGGACUUCAGCGUCUCCACUACAGGGAUGCUUGCAGGAGUAAAGAUGUCCCACACAGCCACCAGUGCCUUUUGCCGCUCUAUAAAGCUCCAGUGUGAGUUGUAUCCCUCUCGUGAGGUGGCCAUCUGCCUGGAUCCAUACUGUGGCCUUGGAUUUGUCCUCUGGUGCCUCUGCAGUGUGUAUUCAGGGCAUCAGUCCAUCUUGAUUCCCCCGUCCGAGCUGGAGGUGAACCCCGCUCUGUGGCUGCUGGCUGUCAGUCAGUUCCGGGUCAGAGACACGUUCUGUUCGUACUCCGUCAUGGAGCUUUGCACCAAGGGCCUGGGCCUGCAGACAGAAUCCCUCAAGUCCCGUGGACUUGACCUGUCUCGCGUGAGGACGUGUGUGGUGGUCGCUGAGGAGAGGCCCAGGAUAGCCCUCACCCAGUCCUUCUCCAAACUCUUUAAAGACCUGGGCCUGCACCCGCGAGCCGUCAGCACUUCCUUUGGAUGUAGAGUGAACCUGGCCAUCUGCCUGCAGCCUCACAGGCUCGGGAAGCUUGCGGAUCAGGGGACAUCGGGACCGGACCCGACUACUGUGUACGUGGACAUGAGAGCUCUACGACACGACAGAGUGCGGCUGGUCGAGCGAGGCUCCCCACACAGUCUUCCCCUCAUGGAGUCUGGAAAGAUUUUACCCGGAGUUCGAAUCAUCAUCGCCAAUCCUGAAACCAAGGGCCCACUGGGAGACUCCCAUCUAGGGGAGAUCUGGGUUCACUGUUCCCAUAAUGGCAGCGGUUACUUCACGGUGUAUGGAGACGAGGCCCUGCAGUCCGAUCACUUCAACUCUCACUUGAGCUUCGGAGAUACGCAGACGGUGUGGGCGCGUACCGGCUACCUGGGCUUCCUCCGCAGGACCGAACUUACAGAUGCAAGCGGAGAGCGGCAUGACGCUCUGUAUGUAGUGGGUGCUCUGGAUGAAGCCAUGGAGUUGAGAGGAAUGAGGUAUCAUCCCAUCGACAUAGAGACCUCUGUGAUACGCACACACAAGAGCAUCAUGGAAUGUGCUGUGUUUCCCUGGACCAACCUGUUGGUUGUGGUCGUGGAACUGGAAGGUUCGGAACAGGAAGCUUUGGACCUGGUUCCUUUAGUGACCAACGCGGUCCUGGAAGAGCACUACCUGAUCGUGGGCGUGGUGGUCGUGGUGGACAUCGGCGUCAUUCCCAUCAACUCUCGCGGAGAGAAGCAGAGGAUGCACCUGCGAGACGGCUUUCUGGCCGACCAGUUGGACCCCAUCUACGUGGCAUAUAACAUGUAGCAUGAGUGUACGCGUGGAUGCUGUCGCCUGUAUGUUUGCGUGCGUGUGUUUUGCCGACUGCCGAUGACCGGUUGGGCGAUCUUCAGCGAAUUAACACUUACUGGGAGAAACUUUGAGAAGCGUUGACAAAGCCAAACCUAAACUCUGAUUGGCGGAAGGAUUCUGUCUCCUGAUGGGAAGAAGAAUCGCCUCUGCUUCUGCUUGUGUGCGUGUCGCUUUUUCACGUGAUGUGUUGCGACAUCAUUCAUUUUUAUUCCGCCCUACUAUGAGCGAAGGGUAUUUUUAAAUAUCUGCAUACUGUGGCGAAAUGUGCAUUUUAAGUUUCCCGAUGAUUUGGAGUAACUUGUUGAAAGUACACGUGAUAUCAGACACUCUGGACGCCAUUUCUGUUCGUUUGUUUAAAAAAAAAAAAGGUAAAACGACAACUUAAGGUUACAUUUGUACGCACGUCCUUCAGCAAUUUGCCGGUUUCGUUUUUCAACCUUUGUAAAUGUUCUCGAGCAGCAGGAAGCAAAAAAGAAGAAAAAACAUCCCCUGCUUUUUCGAUUCCUCCAUGUUUAAUAUCAUUGUACAAAACUGAAGGUGAACACAAAGUCGGUUGAUAUUGUGUAAUUAUGUACAGAUAAUAGUUCUUAUUUAUUUUGCUCUUUUUAGAAUUGGUGAGCGAAGACAUUUGGAAAUGUUUUCCUCAUUAAAUAAUAUUGCUGAUAUAAAACAUUGUAUCAUCUUGAGUGAGUAGUAUCACGUCAAGUCUAUGUAAAAAUAUAAAUAUACAUACAAAUAUAUAUAAAAAAAAGAAAUAUAUAUAUAAAAUAAGAUCUACGAAUCACCAAUGAAACAUUUCUAAUGCAGUACUUCCCACUUGCAUGGUGUCUGUUGUAGAAAGAAUCAACUGACCGAUCGAACGUUACCCACACGUUUAAUAAUAAUAAUAAUAAUACAAACUCAUAGGACUUUCAAGAUGAUGUCAAAUGUGCGUGAACGAACGCUUCGGUUCUUCUAAUUGAAAUUAAAUCGCUACACCCUUACUGAGAAAACGAACCCUAAAAAUGUGCCUGGAAUUUUGUUUACAUUUGCUUUACGACUCAAAUCUUCACCGCAAUUUGUUCCGCUGUGGUUUUUUUAUUUGCUUCGAUUGAUUUUUUUUAAACUUUUGUAUCGUUUUUCUGUGUGAUUUCAUUAUUAUUUAUUGACACAGGCUUUUUACACAUGCGUUUUUAUUUACCGCUCAAACAUCAACAGUGUUUUCAUUUAUAAUGCAUCAGUCAGACUGUCACAAGGACUUUGGUAUUUCCAUGAAACAUUUACGUUAAUGACUCGCAGUUUACUUUCAACCCAAAUCAGCUCAUGUGAAAUGGAUUAAGCUCUUGUUUUUAAUCGCUUGCGUGGGAAAUACAUGCUAAAUAAAUGCCGGCAUAUUGUUGGCACUUGCAAUAUGGGCAAAGCAUGAAACAUGACCGACUGGCUAUAAUAAUGCAAACAAAAGUGAACCAUGACGUUAUUUUACCAUUGUACCCAGCUGCAUUAGAAGAGACGUGUUUUCUGAACUCCUUUUCAUGGUGCUGGCAAUCCGUUAAAUCGCCAUGACAAAACUGAGUAUUCAGGAUUUUCUUCUUUUCUUUGCCACAGAUGAUAAUCUACUGCAAUCAGAUAUCAGCACUCUGGCCUCAUUGAGGUCUCAGUUUUAAUGCAAACGUUUAUUUUAUGUUUUUGGAAUCGGUGUCAUAGACGUCAAUACUGUGUAUGGGAACUGAGUUUACACUUGUUCAGAGAGUGACGAUGCAAUGUUUUUUUUGUUUUUAAAAAAAAUGAAGGAAAGAAGUCUUAACCUGUUCAGAAGCUUUAGUGUUGCCAUUCCCAUACAAGCCGAAACGUUUCCCCAUUUAAAAAAAAGAAAGUAAUGUGCACAUAACUUUCAACCUGUGUAGUUAUCUCCCUUUCUUUUUUUUUUUUUUUGAAAUCUGGACUUACGUGAGAGAGUCUGCAUGGUGUAUGUAAAUAUUGUUGGUUAGAGAAAAAAAGACAAAAAACAAAAUUUAUUUUGUAUGGUGCAGGUGUGUUUGAAAUUCUGUUUUGUACACAUGAUUAAAAGUAUUAAAUGACACUUUUAUAGAAGCCUGCUUUGGCCUACGUUCACAAAAUAUGGUGCAAUAAAGUGCUUUGAUUGGUAAAUUUGUCAUUUUUAAAUUUGAAAAAAAAAAAAAAAAAGUACGGUAAUAAUAAAACCGGUUGAUAUGUUUUAUUUAUACAUAGUACUGUUACAUAAUGUAAUGCAAGAAAGGGGAAAACGUUUACACCACAUUAAUUCGUAUGCACAUGAAAGACAGGUGUUUGUUUACCAGACUUCUCGCUGGGUGUCGGAAAUUCUCAGUAGUCAUUACUCUGUCCGCAUAAAUAUAAAUUAAAAAUACAUUUCAAAAAGGGUUACUUGCAAUUACAAAGUGGCGUCAAAUUACCCUAGAAAACAAAAAAGGAGACAUACUGCAUCACUGAUGACACGCAAUGAUUAACGUAGAGUCCAAAAUAAGGUUCACACAACCUGGUUUCAUGCACACUGGAAUGGAACAAAUUACCGUUAUCACAAAUAUUUUUUUUUCCUUUACAGUUCGACUUUAUCAAAUACAUAGUUAAUGCGCUCAUGAAAUGUACAUAUGCUAACGUGCAAACGUCAUCAGUCACGGUUAGCGGCAAACAGUUAUUUACAUGUAGUGCAACAGUGAGGUUGGGAAGGGAGCGAGAGAAAGAGAAACGAGGCAGGACAGAAACCUGGAUGUAUUAGACGUGAUUUAAGACGCAUCCAGAACUUCAGAGAGAGACCGAAUACAGGUGCACGCACAUAUGGAUCUGUGCAAAAACACGAAAGAAGGACCUCACGUACCCCUACAUCCUUCAGCUGAUUGAUUCUCCUUCCCAAAAGCAGAUCGUAGAAACAUUGCUUUUGGGAAACGCAGCCCUGGUCGACAUUAUUAAAUUACAUCUCAAAAACUCUCUAAAGAUAGAUCUUACCUCAUUUUUACUUAAUUUUUGUUAUUGCAAUAUUUAAAAGGACAAUAAUUCACCUAAAUUUUGUCAUUUAUUCAGCCUCACGUCGUUCCAUACGCAUUUAACUGAAAAAUAUAAAAUGAGAUGUUUAAGUGUCCAAGCUGCUCUUUUCUAUAAAGUGAAAGUGGAUGGAGACCAAGUCAAGCCAUUUUACUUUCAUUGAGCAGCACAUAAGAGGUUUGGAACAACUUUAAAGGCGAGUAAAUUAUGGUUGAAUUUAAAUUAUGUAAACUAUCCUUUUAACUUCUCCCUCAGGUCAGAAAGUGCCAUGAAAAGUCAUCCUUGAUGAUAAAACCCUAAAGCGAUCAUUUCUGAUUGUUCCAUUUACUCUGAUCUCUGUACAAUCUUAAGUCUGGUUAAACUUUGCUACUUAAAGGGAUCUUGACAUGAAAUCAGGUUUUGUUCACACUUAUGAACCUCACUAAAGAUCCCACUUGGCAAACAUUUAGUACACUUAAGCUACUGCAAUGGACCCCAAAAUUAGCACAUAAUUUAUUUAUUUUUUGUUAAAAAUUAAAAGGCCUAUUUUAAAGUGUAACCAUGAAAUGUGCAUAAUCAUUAAUGGAAGAUUGUAUCAUUCAGACAGACAUGACCUGCCAUCUUUAAACCCUGUUCCCAAAGAAAAAAGACAUCACAACCAAUGAUAAAAACCAACCGUCGAGUUUAAAAGCACCAACUUCACUCAAUGCAGGAGGCAGACAUGAUUCGCUCAUAUAAAAAUUCAAAUAUCUACAUAGCUUCAGAUUAAGUUGUGUUUAAAAAGAUUACUAGUACUUCACAUUUCAGCUAGUCUGUAUGCAAGCAAGGCUGAUUUCCGUCGUACAGCAAAUAAAAGGGUAAAAAAAAAAAAA
Rhinichthys klamathensis goyatoka is the source of this 9028-nucleotide messenger RNA. RefSeq names its product disco-interacting protein 2 homolog Ca (gene dip2ca). The transcript has 39 exons. NCBI's taxonomy places the organism in Eukaryota, Metazoa, Chordata, Actinopteri, Cypriniformes, Leuciscidae. The record is from RefSeq and is a predicted model, not a curated record. The coding region runs from base 282 to 5135 and encodes 1617 amino acids.